Molecule: messenger RNA, 917 nt
Organism: Suillus clintonianus
Lineage: Eukaryota; Fungi; Basidiomycota; Agaricomycetes; Boletales; Suillaceae
Exons: 7
Coding region: 1-525 (174 amino acids)
Source: RefSeq, a predicted model, not a curated record
AUGCGUUUCUCCUUCGUCUUCGCUGUUGUUGCUGCUCUGACAGCGUCAGUAUCUGCCAAAGAGGCUGCCGGUGAAAGUUGUCCCAGCCUUUGCAAUGAAUUAAGUUGCUGCGCUGGGCAGAGAUGCGUGCCGACAUUCGUCGAUGAAAUUAAUACGGUCGUCGAUUAUUGUGAUCUUGCUAUCAGCUUGAACAUAGAAGCCCGCAACGGCACCACCCUUCAGUUUACUUCUCGAACCACGCUCUCGUCAAAACCGGUUAAAUGGUACACUCACCCUACCCUCAUAGAUUCGAAUCCACCACCAGUGAGAAAGAUGUUCCCAUGGAUCCUUCCCGAUUUGGGAUGUCAGCUCAAACUCCUCUUGCUUUCCAAGGAAAAAAUUGUUACGCUGAAGCUGGAGCUGGGGGAGCGUUGGAAUUGCACCGCGGCGACUGCUACGAUCGUAAGCAAAUCUUCUACACUCGACGCCACUCUACUCGUUUACGGUGUACACUACCUAGAAGGGUAUGAGUUCUACAAAUGGUGAGCGCUUAGCACAAUCAAAUACCUCACCCACACAAACAGAGGUAUCUUGGCCCUGCAUGAUCUACAUUUUUAGCGUCAUCCCUGAUGCUAACGAGGACACUUCCCAUCAAGACCUUGAGCAUUCUUCUCGAUGUUGGCUGCGGUUGAGACACCCUCACUGCCUAGGCUACGAUGUUACAUGUAUUACCGCGUUCGAGUGCCAGACCGAGCUCCGCAACGAGUGUAUCUAGAACAUCGCUGUCACUUCUAACAAGGCAAGUAUCUUCAUCUGCCCGUUUGUUUCUUCAUAGUUCUUCCAUCUUUCAACCAUCAUCCUGACUGUCUUUCGAUUUUAUUCGCUGCACUUCAUGCUUUUCGGUCAAUCUGCCUAUCAAUCACAGUAUUCGCAAAUUU